Messenger RNA from Styela clava, 2496 nucleotides. RefSeq lists its product as uncharacterized. Lineage: Eukaryota; Metazoa; Chordata; Ascidiacea; Stolidobranchia; Styelidae. Gene Ontology annotation, molecular function: peptide-O-fucosyltransferase activity. The record is from RefSeq and is a predicted model, not a curated record. Gene Ontology annotation, biological process: protein O-linked glycosylation via fucose.
UCUAAAAUUAUCGUCACAUAACCCAUCACAUUUUGUGGCUUUAAUUCAAGUUGAUUACGAGACGGCGCGCGCCGACAAGUUCGCCCGAGGGAAAAAGUGAUUUUAAAAGGCCAGUUUGAGAAACAGAACCGGAUCAUUACAGUAAAUGGAAGGGAAAGGUAGCUAAGCCUUUAGAGUUCAGGUUGGACAGAGGUUACUGUUUACAGUUUGUUGUUUGAAGUUGGGGCCAGGAUGUCACGAUUUUUCGUCGGCAGGAAAACGAUAUUUGCCUUUGUUGUUGUAUUAGUGAUGAGAUAUGUUAUGCAUGUAAACAUAACUGUACGUGGUCGAAAAGACCUUUCCUCACAAUACUUUGAUAUUGGGAUUCCACCACAAAUGAAUUUCAAGGAUGAAAGCGAAACAGAGACUACAAAUCGUCAACAAGACUUCAAACAUUUAAACGUAAAGGUCGCAGAAAAUGAUUUAGAGAUAGAAGCACCUGGAACAAAAUGCGCGGAUAAAAAAAUAAAAUGGAAUGAUGGGACAAUUCCGAAAUAUGUUAUGAAUCCGGAUCUGUUUCUCAUCCCUACACUACAGAAUGGACCUAAUAAUCAAAUCAUUGGACUGCAACAAAGUAUUUUGGUUGCAUUGCUACUAAACAGGACUCUUGUUCUACCACACUUUUACGAGCACGCAAUGUUGGGUGUAACGUUCCGAAAUAUCGUUCAACCAAAGUACAGAAUAAAUGUUCAAAAACUACGGCAAUUUAUAUCUGUUAUACCACUCAAAAAAGCUGUCAAAUUGUGCAAUUCAAAAUUCGAUGCUGUUUUUACCACAAAAGGAACAAAAGUCAUGCUGGCAGCCGCUCAAAAGUUAGUUCUCAUUGAAAUGGAAACCGGAUUAUCAGCAGCAAACUAUGUGAACGGUGUAAAUAAGCACGCCCUAGAUGAGCUUGAGCGUUAUGUCAGAAGGAACAAACAAACAACAGACGUGGAUCUACUUUCGCAACGUUGGUGGCCACAUAGCCCGUCUGAUUCUCAAUGGAUGUACAGGAUACUAAAUCCAGAUCACCCGGUAUCAGUUCCUCUGUAUCCAAACUUCAGUCCAGCAGAUAAACAAGUUGAACUGGAGGACGUACCGACAGCUUACAAAACUAAUGAUAAAUGUGCUUUAUAUUGGUUCCCGUUCAGAGAAUUUCACAUCGAUUUUCCAUAUCAAGAUGCAUUAACAACAACGAAAGUAAAAGAUUUAAAAAAUAUUAACCAACAGAAAGCAUCAAUAAUACACGGAGACAUUCUCAAAUAUUUACAACCACCCGAGCCAGUACAAGUAUGGGCAGAUGAAUUUCGUAAACAAGCACUUCCACGGGAUUAUAUUGCUCUUCAUUGGAGAUUUGACGAAGAGGAUUUCUUCGACUAUUUGUGUAAAGAAGGAUUAGGACGAAACGAAUUUUGCGAAGGCGUGAGGCGAGCUCACAAUGCAUCAGCCAUUGCGACAUCAAUACUGAGACGAACUUAUGAUAUAAAGAAAGAAGUUGGGAAAACCACAACUUCGUUAUAUUUUGCAACACCCCCAACAAUAAAAACAUUGGUGGAUGAUAUAAAAACAAUAUUAAAUAACAAUAAUCUUGUUCGUAACAUUUUACAAAAUUUGGAAAUUUUUGAGGAAGUUCAACCACCCAUUGUGAUAUCAGUUAAAGAUUUGAAAAGCUUUCUUCAGCAAAGGCACAGUGGAUGUGACAUGACGGAUCCGCGACAACUUCCUGAUACAAUCUCCCAAAUUGAAAUGAAGCUGUGCGAAGAGAGUUCUUCAUUUUUAUGGUCUCGUCAAAGUACUUGGUCUAAGAAUGUCCUCGUGCAGAGAUAUCUUUCGAAAGGAAGAACAAUCAAAGAGCAAGAUUUUUCUGUUUCUGAUUAUACCUUAAAAAUUAUGGAUGGAAAAUUGAAAAAGAGAAAAAAGUUCAAAUUUAUUUAAAGAAGUGAUUUGAUUUCAUUUUACUCUAUAAAAUUUCUUAAAACGCAUUGUGAGUAUCAAUAAGACACUGUAACAAUAAAAAGCAAAACAUUAACUGAUAUAAUACAAUAGUUGUGAUUUUUUUCUUCAUAUACUUUUGCUAUGAAUUAUGCCAUAGUCAAGCAUGGAGUUGAUAUUAAGAAUGGUUGACGCGAAGGGGUGGUUCUGUCAUAAACCCUGGUAUAAUUUUUUUCACGAAAAUUCGUAACGACUUUUUUUAAUCAUGUUUAAUAAGAGGCCUAUACUAUAAUAGUUUAUCGUUGUAUGCAAAUGAUCAGUCUGAAAUCUUUCUUAUCAGAUAAAAAUAGCUGGAGAAAACUGACUGUAACUGUUUCACGAUGCCUUUUAACUCUUCUGUAAUUUGUUAUGUUAGUCAUUUUAACUUUUAUUACUUUCCGUGCAAUAAUUUUCUUAUUCAUCGUCUUAUUUCUGUGCUUAUGUGUCAUUUAUAUUGUUUGUUUUAUAUAUUAAGUUACACGCAAUAAAAAAAAAAGAAUUUCAGCA